This is a messenger RNA of Cydia strobilella, 1445 nucleotides long. RefSeq lists its product as uncharacterized. The transcript is spliced from 3 exons. The coding region runs from base 111 to 566 and encodes 151 amino acids. Lineage: Eukaryota; Metazoa; Arthropoda; Insecta; Lepidoptera; Tortricidae. The record is from RefSeq and is a predicted model, not a curated record.
UGUUGAAAUUUGAGGGUAGAAUCAAACGCUGGCGCCAUUGCCGUCGCCAACGUCCAUUGCACUUUGUUCACAUUCCGCCUAGUCUUGUGCGGUGACGUGGUGCUUUCUACAUGUUAAACAUGUUGCGAUACACUAUUCUGGUGAUGGUGAUCAGUCCAGUGCUAACCCGGCAAGUGCCCCGCUUCGCCGAGCUCGACCCCGAAGAGCAGCAACUGUACCGCGCCGCCUACGACACGCCCUCCUACGACCACGACGAGUACCAAGAAGAUCUCGAGCCCGGCAAGCUGGACCUCCUCAAGGACGGCCUCUGGGCCAUCAAGGCCAAGAUAAAGGAGCUCAAGGCCUUCGACAAAGCCCUCGCGGCGAAUGUCCUCAUCACCAGGCUGAAGCUGAAGGAGCUUUUGGAGUACCAUUUAAAGAAGAAGCCGGUAGAACUGGUGGUGGAAAAGAAACCGAAUUACCAAAACUAUCCUCAGGCCCCUGCUUACCCCCCGCAGCCGCAGUAUGAACCACAGUACGCGGCGCCGACGCCCGCCUACCACCACGACCCUUACUACGGACACUAACUCUAUAGGAGCCGAUCCCGCAUUCUUACCUCCAGUAUUGGUCUCCGGAUGAGCGUACGUAUGAGACCGGAGACCAAUGCCUAUGCUAUAGGUGGCGCAAAGCGCUGGCGCGGCGUCACCUAAGAACGGCGUCAUUUUAGACCUGAGGGCCUACUGCCAACAUGGAAAAGAAGAAAAACGUUAUCUUCCUCUCCGUUGCUCAGACAUGCAAGAGCGAUAGAAGGACUGAUAACGAUUUUCGAUUUUUCUAUGUUGACGAUGGGCUCUGAUUUUCCAAUUUUGAUCAAAUAAUCUAAGUAGUACCAGUCGUAAUUAAUCCUAGUUCUUCUCUCUUCUUCUUUACUAUAAGAAGACAGAGUAGACAUACUAUCAGAAUUCAAUAUACUUUUCAUUUGUUAUAAUUUAGAUAAUAUAUUUUGCCUUACAAACAGUUUUAACAAAAAAAAUUGUAAUUAAUGUAAAAAUGUCUGCGUUAUUAAUAAAGUUUAUUGUAUUAUAAUGUUUUUCUCUCUCCUAGAGCCGUAUCAUAAGAAAGUGCAGUAAUUAAUUAAUUCUUAAUUGGGAAGGUCAACGCGGAUUGUCGAGCGGCGUAGUUGGCCGCAGCGCGCGCGCGAAGCACUCGCGUACUAGAAGCGAACCGCUUCCUCUAGUUCGAAAACCGAAUAUAGGGCUUGAAGAUUUCGCUUAGUUGUACCAAGUGCGGGAGCCGCGGACUUUUGGAAUGUUCGUAGGAUAGUUUUGCGAGAUGCCUUUGUUAUAUUUGCCUGAGAGAGUGGACAUGGCGCUGUCGAUCCAGUAGUUUCCAGGAGUUUAUGCUGCCGAAGAUGAGGGACAAAGUCACGUGGAUGUUGUUUCUGGUACGGACCCAAAGUUAAUCUU